Molecule: messenger RNA, 1844 nt
Organism: Daphnia pulicaria
Lineage: Eukaryota; Metazoa; Arthropoda; Branchiopoda; Diplostraca; Daphniidae
Product: pancreatic lipase-related protein 2-like
Exons: 12
Coding region: 64-1740 (558 amino acids)
Biological process (GO): lipid metabolic process
Molecular function (GO): triacylglycerol lipase activity; protein binding
Source: RefSeq, a predicted model, not a curated record
GACGUUUGGGGUUCGUGAGCAGACCACAGGAGGUUGUCAUUCAGGAUAACAAAAUUUGAAAAAAUGACGACUGCAUCAGUGUGGAUCAUCUCCUUUGUCUUUCUCGUAUUCACCGGCUCGGCCCUGACCGGACCUUUGGUCCGCGAGUCGUGUGUCAACGAGUCCAAGAAUCGAGUGUCUCGAGACUUCCGCGCUCUCAUCAAACACGGCCGUGAUUACCACAAGGAUCUAGUCCAGAAGCAAGAACCACGCACCGCUGUCCUUCAGACAGCAGAUGUCCAACAGUUGGAUUCCAAAAUGGAGCCAAUUACUUAUUGCUAUGGAGAGAUCGGUUGCAUUGUCAUCGAUGAUAGCUGGUAUGACCCCGUCCAUCGCCCAAUCAAUCAGGAGCCUCUGCCUAGAGAAAAGAUCAACACGCGUUUCAUCCUGCACACUAGACAGCGACCUACCCAAGACACCAUGCUUUACGCCAAUGAUUUAGAUUCAAUCAGAUACUCCACUUUCGAUCCCACUAAACCCACCCAGUUCCUUGUCCAUGGCUUCAUUGAUGACGGAACCGUGAGAUGGAUGAAGAGGCUCACCGAAAAUUUGCUGGCCCAUGGGGAUUACAACGUCAUCAUUGUCAACUGGGGAGGUGGUUCUCUUCCCAUGUACAGCCAAGCCACUGCCAACACACGAGUUGUUGGACUUGAGAUAGCGCACAUGGUCAACACUAUGAUUACUCAUUUCGGCGUUGAUCCAGGAAUGGUUCAUUUGCUCGGCCACUCUUUGGGAGCUCACACCGUUGGUUAUGCAGGUGAAGGUAUUGAAGGACUCGGUAGGAUCACCGGUCUCGAUCCAGCUGAACCUUAUUUCGCUGAAAUGCCGUCACAUGUGCGUCUGGAUCCGACUGACGCUAAAUUCGUCGACGCCAUCCACACCGACACCAGAACUAUUCUCCUUCUAGGUUACGGCAUGCUGGAACCAGUUGGCCAUUUGGACUUUUACCCCAACGGAGGACGUGACCAACCUGGUUGUGAUCCUGUGAAUAUUCCGCUGGACAUGAUCACCGAAGACAUGGUCACCGGCGGCCGAGAGCUGGUCGCCUGCAAUCACUUGCGCUGCAUCGAAUUUUUCAUCGAUUCACUUGUGCCCGGUUACAACUACGUUGGUUACGAAUGCAUUGACAACGACGCAUUCCAUCGAGGCGAGUGUCACUCGUGCGGAGCCGACAACUUGAAUUGUGCCAAAUUCGGCAUGGACGCCGCUCUCUAUCCGACGCGCGACAGAACUUACGUGCAUUUAUUGUUCGACACUGGCAAAGAUGUUCCUUACAUCAAGUACCAUUACAGCAUUAAAGUAAACCUGGCUUACCCGCCGGAAGCUGAAGCUUUCGUCUAUGGUACAAUGCGUAUCUCUUUGUAUGGAACACUUGGGCAGCUGAUCGACCUUACCAUAGCCGAGAAUAGCCAACAAUUUGUUCAUGGAGCAGACACGUUCCUGUUGUUCAUCGAUCCCUUCAACGUGGGUAACAUCCAACGCGUCGAGUUGUACUGGAAGUAUGACGGCACUAUUUUCAAUACCUGUGGCUUGUUCUGCAACGAUCACAUCUACGUUAGAAGCGUCGAAAUUUCUGAAUUGAACAACUACCCAGAAUCGAGCCGAUUGGAACACACGUACAAGUCGUGCGUCGUUGGUGCCGAUUACGUCGACAUGAAAGACAAGAGCUGGGCUGAAUUCUACCCCACUGCCUGCGUCUAAAUUUGGAGAUGAAAUAAAUAAAUCAAGAACGGAUUUGUAAUGCUUUCAGCGUAUAACGACUUUUCCCUUUUGACGAAAAAAUAAAAUAAAAUAAGUUUCUUUAA